AUGAGCAGAAUGCAGCAUAAAUGCGCUCUCUCUUCCCAUUGGUCAGCGCCGAGCUCCGCCCCUAAGGACCUGACUGUGAUUGGCCGAGAGGGACGUCCACGAGCCAUUCUGAUUAGCUGGCAGCCGCCGCUGGAGGCCAACGGACGAAUCACAGGUUAUAUCCUGUACUACACGCUGGACAAGAACAUGCCCAUCGACGACUGGGUGAUGGAGCCCAUCGGCGGAGACCGGCUCACGCACCAGGUCAUGGACCUCAACCUGGACAGCGUCUACUUCUUCCGCAUCCAGGCCAAGAACGCCAAAGGAGUGGGUCCGCUGUCGGAGCCUGUGCAGUACAGGACGGCUAAAGUUGAGCAUCCUGACAAGAUGGCCAAUGAUCAAGGUCGUCAUGGAGACAGCAGUUACUGGCCUUCUGACAAUCACCCGGUUGACAUGAGCAGCCUGAACGAGCCUCCCAUCAGUCAGAUGCGGCCGCCACAUGGCAGCGUGACGCCGCAGAAGAACAGCAACCUGCUGGUCAUCAUCGUUGUUUCCGUGGGAGCCGUUACCGUGGUAGUGGUGGUGAUCGUCGCCCUGAUCUGCACCCGCCGCUCGUCCGCACAGCAGAGGAAGAAGCGUGCGACACACAGCGCGGGGAAGCGGAAGGGCAGCCAGAAAGACCUGCGACCUCCUGACCUCUGGAUCCAUCAUGAGGAGAUGGAGCUGAAGAACAUGGAGAAGCCCUCGAGCUCCGCCCCCUCCGGCCGCGAGUCGCCCACCCAGAGCUGCCAAGAGAUGGCACCGGUCAGCCACAGCCAAUCAGAGAGCCAGAUGGGCAGCAAGAGCAGCCACUCAGGUGCAGAUGGAGAUGAAUCUUCCAGCAGCAUUUCCACGUUAGAGCGAUCGUUAGCCGCCCGCAGGGCCACGCGCACCAAGAUGAUGAUUCCCAUGGACUCUCAGCCCAGCAACACACCGGUGGUCAGUGCCAUCCCGGUGCCCACGCUGGACAGCAGUCAGUAUCCGGGCAUCCUGCCAUCGCCCACCUGCGGAUUCACCACACACCCCAAAUUCACCCUGCGGCCCAUGCCUUUCUCCACGCUGAGCGUCGACCGCAGUUACGCUGCCGCGAUGUCAGCGGAGGGCGCCGCUCCAAUGGCCCUGCAGCAGCCACAGCCUCUGAUUCCCACGGCACAGUCGGAGCCGUCGGGGUCGGAGGAGAUUCCCAGCCGCACCAUCCCGACCGCCUGUGUGCGGCCCACGCAUCCCCUGCGCAGCUUCACCAACCCACUCCUGCCUCCACCCAUGGGCACCAUCGAGCCCAAGGUCUACACGCCCAUGACAGGUGGGACUUUACCCAAACCACAGGUGAAGACGGCAUCUCUGGGUCAGGCCGGGAAGGCCCGCUCUCCGUUACUGCCCGUGUCAGUGCCGACCGCUCCGGAGACGGCCGUAGACGCACAGAAGCAAGCAGACGACCCAGCCAGCGUGUACGAGCAGGACGAUCUGAGCGAGCAGAUGGCCAGUCUGGAAGGUCUGAUGAAGCAGCUCAACGCCAUCACGGGUUCGGCUUUUUAACGCAGGCGCAGACGAGCGAACGCCUGGAACGAGGAAGUGGCAUUCAC
Molecule: messenger RNA, 1601 nt
Organism: Sinocyclocheilus anshuiensis
Lineage: Eukaryota; Metazoa; Chordata; Actinopteri; Cypriniformes; Cyprinidae
Product: netrin receptor DCC-like
Exons: 11
Coding region: 1-1554 (517 amino acids)
Biological process (GO): cell-cell adhesion
Cellular component (GO): membrane
Molecular function (GO): protein binding
Source: RefSeq, a predicted model, not a curated record